AUGGUUUCUCCUGGUCAUCGACUGUAUCUCGUGAACUCCCCUUCAGCAAAGAUCCAUUUGGUGUCUUCCUGGAGACGAAAGAAGAAUAUCUCGACUCCUGCUGCAAAGAUCGAACAAUCUCAGAGCAUACGCUCCGAGGAAGACUUGGUUUCGAGCGUCAUCCUCCAUUGCUACCGAGUGCCAUCUCCCCUCGAGCCCAGGAUAACCCCAAAUCGUGAAGACUUCGUCGGGAAAACGGGCGGGCAGGUCUUUAACGAGAUGAUGAUUCGCCAUAAAGUGCGUCAUAUUUUUGGCUAUCUCGGUGGCGCUAUCCUCCCUGUUUUUGAUGCGAUAUACAACUCCAAGGAAUUCGGAUUUGUCCUACCCCGUCAUGAACAGGGAGCGGGUCAUAUGGCACAAGGAUAUGCUCGGGCUACAGGAGAGCCUGGAGUUGUGGUGGUGACAUCUGGGCCCGGGGCAACCAACCUAAUCACACCAAUGAUGGACGCCUUGGCUGAUGGGACGCCGAUGGUCGUGUUCUGUGGCCAGGUCAGCACUCAGGCUAUCGGUAUGGAUGCUUUUCAGGAGGCAAAUGUGCUAGCGAUGUCUCAGCCCUGCACCAAAUGGAACACUACCGUGCAUGACACAUCGGAGUUGCCCAAGAGGAUCGACGAGGCCUUCGAAAUCCCGAUGAGCGGUCGACCAGGGCCAGUUCUGGUGGAGUUGCCUAUAGACGUGACAGCGGCCCUGCACAUUUGGCAAUGGGUCAAUUCAGACGAGACAGACCCCAAAGCUUUGCACAUGCUUGGCCUACAUAGAUCUGGUUUCGCAAGUAUGGCCAUACAACAUGCCGAUCUAGUAAUUGCCUUGGGUGCAAGAUUUGAUGACCGCGUGACUGGCAGCAUUCCAAAGUUUGCACCAGAGGCUAGAUUAGCCGCCAGUCAGGGUCGAGGUGGUAUCAUACACUUCGACAUCUCACCGAAGAAUAUAAACAAGGUGGUGGAAGCGACCGUGCCUGUCAUCGGCGAUUGUGCGGAGAGCCUUGAGUUCCUUCUGCCGCAAAUUACCAAAACGCAACGACCAGAAUGGAUGGCUCAGAUAACCGCCUGGAAAGAACAAUAUCCAUUCCAGGCAUUCAACCGCAGCGGUAGAGAUGAUAUGAUUCUUCCUCAAAACGUUAUCGAGCGCUUGAGCGAUGCGGUGGACCCAAUCAAAGACCGUACGAUCAUCACCACCGGCGUCGGCCAGUAUCGAAUGUGGACUGCUCAGCAUUUCCGCUGGAGACAUCCUCGCACCUUGGCUACAUCAGGCGGCCUAGGCACAAUGGGCUAUGGCCUUCCCGCGGCGAUUGGAGCGAAAGUUGCACGCCCCGACGCUCUUGUGAUCGACAUUGAUGGAGACGCAUCUUUCAAUAUGACUUUGAGCGAGCUUGGUACAGCAAGUCAGUUCAACAUCGAUGUCAAAGUGGUUCUGCUCAAUAAUGAAGAACAAGCAAUGGUCACCCAUCUCCAAACUGUCUACUAUGACAAUCGCUUCUGCCACAGCCAUAAUCUAAACCCCGAUUUUGUUGAAGCCGCCCGAGCGAUGGGGGUUCAGGCUGAAAGUUGCUCCGGCGUCCCGGAUACUGACAUGAAGCUCAAGUGGCUCUUGGAAUCCAAGGGACCCGCCCUUCUGGAGGUGAAGGUGGCUCCUAAAGCCCUGUCCCUGCCCAUGGUUCCAUCUGGGCGUGGUCUUCAUGAGUUCCAAUUCUAUUCUGAUUGA
This is a messenger RNA of Penicillium cinerascens, 1740 nucleotides long. RefSeq lists its product as uncharacterized. Gene Ontology annotation, cellular component: acetolactate synthase complex; mitochondrion. Gene Ontology annotation, molecular function: thiamine pyrophosphate binding; acetolactate synthase activity; magnesium ion binding. Gene Ontology annotation, biological process: L-valine biosynthetic process. The record is from RefSeq and is a predicted model, not a curated record. NCBI's taxonomy places the organism in Eukaryota, Fungi, Ascomycota, Eurotiomycetes, Eurotiales, Aspergillaceae. The transcript is spliced from 4 exons. Bases 1 to 1740 code for a protein of 579 amino acids.